AUGGAGCCGGCAGACACGGACAGCAAAGAGGAGCAAGCGCCCCAGAGGCUCACGGAGGACGCGAGGAGCCCUUGCGGCUCCCAGGUUCCCCAGGCCUCGGGCGACUCCUCGCAAGCGGCCACGUGCUCCCGCGAGCCCCCUGGGCAGCCCCUGCAGCUGCGGCCCCUGCGUGGCAGAACCUCAGGCUGUCAGAGCCCCUGCAUCCUGCCAGGAGCCUCUGCAAUCUCUGACAGCCUCCACCCCUCGCAGAGGCUCAGUGAGACCUGUCAGCCUGCAGAAGGUGCAGAGCCCGUGGACAGGUCUCCCAGCUCCCUUGGACUCGCGGACUUCAACAACACGGGCCCAAUCCUGACCAUUGACGUGGCAGGGGAAAGCCCAGAAGUCCAAAUGGGAGCCCAGCCCGAUGCAGGGGAGCCGUCUCAGGAGCAGCUGGCGGAGCAGCAAGCGUCCUGGAGCCGGCAGUGGUCAUCCCACAGCGGCCAGGACGCUGUGCCGGUUGUGCCAGCUGGCGACAGCUCGAGCCUGGUGGUGGAGACCAGCCUCCAGACACCAAGGAGGUUCCUCCAUCUCCAGGAAGCUGCCCCAAGAGAGCCCUCGACUGCCAGGAAGGGCUUUCUAAUAGCAGCUGCUCCUGGGACGCCCCUGUGUGAAGCCUCGGGCUGUAGCCCCGGCCCUCGUCAAGAGGAGAGUCCAGCCCACGACGCCGGGGACGACGACGGUGCCGCCCUGCCCCGCUGCACUGGAGCUCCUGCAGCCGCCUGUGCGCGCGGCCCUGGCCCAGCUCUGCCGCUCGCCGGCCCGUCGGCCGCCGGGCGGCAGCCACUGCCCGGCGCGCAGCAGGAAGCAGGUGAGAGCAAGGCGGCCGGCGGUGGCCCGGCCCGCUUCCCUGGCGGGCGCUUGCGGGGGGUUCCUGGGCGCAAGGCUGAUGGCUCGCUCUUGGCCGCAGGGCAAAAGAAGCAGCUGCAGGAGCUGUACCAGCUGGGCCCGCAGCUGGGCAGCGGUGGCUUCGGCACCGUUUUCUCGGGCAUCCGCCUCUCCGAUGGGAGCCCGGUGGCCAUCAAACGUGUGGCCCGGCAGAGCGUCCUGCAGUGGGUCGAGCUGCCCGACGGCACCCGCGUGCCCAUGGAGAUCGUGCUUAUGGAGAAGGUGGGCUCUGACUGCCACAACAUCAUCCAGCUCCUCGACUGGUUUGAGCUGCCUGACAGCUUUGUGCUGGUGAUGGAGCGUCCGGAGGCAUCGCAGGAUCUCCUGCAGUUCCUGCAGGAGCACGAGUUCCUGUGCGAGGAGAUGGCGCGCUGGCUUUUCUACCAGGUGCUGGAGGCCGUGCGGCACUGCACCGCCUGCGGCGUCCUGCACCGGGACAUCAAGCCAGAGAACCUCCUCGUGGUCCCGGAGAGUGGCGACCUGAAGCUCAUCGACUUCGGUUGCGGCACCUUCCUCCAGGAGCAGGUCUUCACGCGGUUUGCCGGAACGCACGCGUACAGCCCGCCCGAGUGGAUCUGCCUUGGCUGCUACCACGGCCAUGGGGCGACCGUCUGGUCCCUGGGCGUACUGCUGUACGUCAUGGUCUGCGGGAGCCUCCCCUUCAGGGACGACCAUGACAUCGUGCUGGGGCAGCUCUUCUUCUGGCAGCAGGUCUCUCCAGGUUGGUACCCGGCCUCAAGAAGGCGGGCUUUGGCAGAUGACGGCGCGCAGCCCGGCGUGGCCCUCGCGCAGCUCCGCGGGACGUCGUUCUGCCCUCAAGGGCCGGCCGCAGGAGGCGGCCCCUGCCAACGGGCUCGGCGUGGCACGGGCGGCCGAAGGAGGCGGCCGUGCCCUGCCGUGCCGCUCUCCCGCGCAGGGCAGAGUCGGUCGGGAGGCCGGCGCAGCCCUGAGCACACGCGGCGCGGCCCGGGCCCUGCAGGCGACGGGGGCAGCUGGGCAGGAGACUUCUGUCAGUGACCGGCGCUUUCUGGCUUCUCUCCCCAGAGUGCCAACAUCUGAUCCAGUGGUGUUUGGCCAAGCACCCU
This is a messenger RNA of Vidua macroura (Pin-tailed whydah), 2009 nucleotides long. RefSeq lists its product as uncharacterized. Gene Ontology annotation, molecular function: protein serine/threonine kinase activity; ATP binding. The transcript has 6 exons. Gene Ontology annotation, cellular component: cytoplasm. The record is from RefSeq and is a predicted model, not a curated record. NCBI's taxonomy places the organism in Eukaryota, Metazoa, Chordata, Aves, Passeriformes, Viduidae. Bases 1 to 1941 code for a protein of 646 amino acids. Gene Ontology annotation, biological process: protein autophosphorylation.